AUGACCGGACACGACCUUUCCGUUCUCGUUCACGCCCAAUCCUUGUGUCUUGAGACAGACACCUUUGGCAAAGUGAAAUACAAGCGGCUACCGCUGCUGCUUCCCGAGGUCAAGGAAGGACGGCCCGUCACUUCAACUAGUCCGCUUUUCAGUCUACCGCUUGAGAUCUUAGCCAGCAUUAUAGAUUUCAUUGCGGAUGACAAGCCUACCCUCGCAAAACUAGCACAGGUGAGCAGGGACUGUAGGCAACUGGCUGGCUCAUGCCAGUACGCCGAUCUAUGCCUAGACUACAGCCAAACUUCAUGGCAUCUUUUGCACAGUCUCGAGAGGGAGGCUCGCAUUAGGCAAAGUCCGGGCAUCAUUCUGAACAAUGUUGUGAGCCCAACAUUCAUCGGACCAUGUAUUCGCACACUCACGGUCCACUCCCACCCGAGUAAAGUCGCCGAGUUCCACCAAGACUUCUUCGACGUCCUCCGAGCUCGUGUCCCAAGCUGCCACAUCACCCCUGAGCAGAUUAUUGAACUGGGAGAAAAGGCACUCGAAAAGUAUCUCACCAAAUACCGAGCUCCUCUACUAGCGGCUAUAGAAUACGCAAUGCCCAACCUUGAGGCGGUAUCAUGGUACGAUGGGGUGUGCCUAGAAGAGGACUUCUUCAGGAUCGUCACAAAUUUGUCGAUACGUCACCUUAAGCUUUCCACGGCCCAUAUAGGAGGUGCCUACCUUCUCAGGCCGCCACUAACACCGGUCUCGGUCCCUUUGAAGUCGCUUUACUUCGACGCCGAGCUCUGCCAAAGGGGGCUCCACAAGGCUAAGCAGGCUGAAAGCGUGUCGCCUCUUCUGGCUAGUCUUCUGAAGAGGUGCAGAGCGACACUGGAGCGCCUGACCAUUGGCCCUAUGCUUGCCGAAAGGCUGCUUUCAUUCGGUUGCGAACCAAUGAUGUUCGCGAAUCUCGAGUACCUCGAUCUCUCGGCGACUAUCGCCUUGCCGAUUGGAACAGAGGAUUAUUUUAAGAAUGCUAUCUCGACAUGUCAAACCCUUCCCAACCUCGAGACGCUCGUCGUACCUCAAUUUUACCGCCACCCAGACCUCGCGACUUCGCUAGAAGUCGUCAACUUCAUCUCUCGGAAUUCGCACGCCAAAAAGCUCUCGGUCGGCCAGGCCUCUCCAGAACUCAUGAGUUCCCUUGUGGUCCCACUCCUAACGAGUGGCAGAUGGUCAAACCUCACCUCCCUCUCAUUGUCAUGGGCUGGACCAGGGACGGACGAAGCCACAAGGCCCAACAUUGCCUCUAUACCUGUAGAAUCGCUGGCGGUAAUCGGGUCCCUUGGGGCCCUGGAGCAGCUGAGCCUAAGCGCGGGCGAGUCCCGAGGAUGGCGCCACCAGUGGUUGAUUGACCAUGACGCGAUGCGUUGGGCUCUAAGGGGAUUACCAAUGUUGAAAAGACUCGCCUUUUCACGGGACACGUAUGUGGCUCCCGGUCUCGAAAUAUCUACUCAUCUUGAAGCGUACUAUGAGCGCUACCUUCAUAUAGAAUUAACGCCCGCCCAACGUGAACUUGCUCUCGAUCGCCUGGAGCUGGGCGGGAUUAACUCUUCUUUGCUUACAACUAUUCGUCAUCGUCGCCGCGGUGGCCCUCCCGAGCCUGAUCACCCAGAGCUCUGGGAGCGUUACCACCGCAACCGCAUGCUUCACGAGGCCGAGGAGUAUGCAACGGUGCUACCGAGCCUGGAGUGGGUGUACUGUGGUCAGUGGCCUAUUUCUAUUAAGGAGGAGCAGAAGCCGCCGAACGGUGCAGUUCGGGUUGCUCUGCCUCUCCAUUACAAGAGAGAUUCUUGCUGGACAGUUCUUAAACGCAUGUUUGGGAUGGAACCUGGGGAUGACAGUGAUGAAUGA
Scedosporium apiospermum is the source of this 1893-nucleotide messenger RNA. RefSeq lists its product as uncharacterized. The transcript has 2 exons. The record is from RefSeq and is a predicted model, not a curated record. Bases 1 to 1893 code for a protein of 630 amino acids. NCBI's taxonomy places the organism in Eukaryota, Fungi, Ascomycota, Sordariomycetes, Microascales, Microascaceae.